Molecule: messenger RNA, 1444 nt
Organism: Manduca sexta (tobacco hornworm)
Lineage: Eukaryota; Metazoa; Arthropoda; Insecta; Lepidoptera; Sphingidae
Product: vegetative cell wall protein gp1
Exons: 3
Coding region: 310-1431 (373 amino acids)
Source: RefSeq, a predicted model, not a curated record
CUCUAAUACUUAUACGUUUACCUACCUGCUUGACGGUAAACUAGUAGGUGCGGGUUUCAAAAUUUUUUUGGAACACGUAUGACCUGUUUAUAAGGAAACUUAAAAAGAACGAUCUUAUGACGUUCUUUUCUAUUAUAAUGCUCUUUGGUUCUUUUUAUUUGUCAAAUCAAUAUUAUAUUUCUCCUUAAGUCAAUCAAAAUGUUUAAAAAAACAAGCAUGUGAACAAAAUCUCAGUGUUAUUAUGUACCCAAUUUGAACAAAAUCCACAGAUAUAGUUGGACCUACACAAAAUGAAUAAACUCAUAUAAAAUGGAAAGCUGCCCGAAAGUGAAAAAUCCUUGCAAAAUCUGCUUGCUAGCUGUUACAAACAAAAACGGGUUACAGUGCCAAGGCGCUUGCAGAAAAUGGGCACAUUUUACCUGUUUGAAUUACACCCCUGGGAAAAUUCAAGACAUAAAAUCUGGCAUUAUCACCGUAACAUGUCCCUGUCCUGAUUGCCUGAGUGAGGAGCCUAAGGAAUUCUUGACAAACCCGCCUUACACGUGCACCAACCACCAAUGUCCGGCUAACAAACAGCCUGUUUGCGAAGAAAUCGACUGUCCAACUAAAAGGAAGGCUGCUCUGCAGCCAGUCUCAUCAGAAUCGUGUCCAGGCACCCCUGAUGAUAUUACUCCACCAUCGAGUGCUAGAUUACCUGCAGGUGCAAGAGCACCGCCAUGUGGUUUUCCCAAGCCACUAUGUGGUCCGCAACCAUCGUGCCCACCACAGAAUCCAUGUAGCAUGCCCAAACCGCCAUGUCCACCUCAACCGCCAUUAACCCCACCAGAACCGCCAUGUAUCGUGCCAAAGACACCAUGUUCUACGCCGAAACCCAAGGUACCACGGUUACCAGUCGCGCCGUGUGGCCCAUCACCACCUUGUUCUAAGAACAAGCUACCAAAAGUAUCACCUAUGAAGCCCCCUCCGUGCCCGAUACUGACGCCAUGUCCAAGUAAGGAUGGUAAGAAAGCGUUGAGACCACAGCCGUGCUCCUGUCGAUCUAUGCAACCGCCGAUUAUGCAUCAAUGUCCAUCUGGGAUCAAGCUGCAAAUGAUCCCCUCUUCGGACUCCUCGACUUGUCCCCCAGCGCCGUGCGGGCCGGACGCUCCGUGCGCCUCUUCAGACUCUUCAGUUGCAAUUACUCCACCAGUGAUGAGACCCUGUCCGGUACUGGAAUCUAGACCGGUGAAGAAGACCAAAUCGUGUUCUUGCGCGUCAAAGGAUGGUGAAGAUUCAAAAAUGAGGCUGUUUAAAACAUCGUCGGAAGUACACGUCGCAUCUACGAACAGCGUGUACAUCACCAUGCAAGAGAUGUGCAACACUGUGGGCCAGUUGUCCAGCCAACUGAAGCAGCUUAUGUGCAAGAUGAUGGACACAGUUCCUAAUACAUGAUCUACCUAUUGUC